Chionomys nivalis (European snow vole) is the source of this 4324-nucleotide messenger RNA. It is a transcript of the gene Brinp2, whose product is annotated as BMP/retinoic acid inducible neural specific 2. Gene Ontology annotation, biological process: negative regulation of mitotic cell cycle; positive regulation of neuron differentiation. The coding region runs from base 860 to 3211 and encodes 783 amino acids. The record is from RefSeq and is a predicted model, not a curated record. Lineage: Eukaryota; Metazoa; Chordata; Mammalia; Rodentia; Cricetidae. The transcript has 8 exons.
GACACUCAUCUGGUGUCUGAGUCUGCAGGUGACACUGGUUAGGUACGGAGCGCGGAGUCAGAGUGGGGACGCGCCGAGCUGCAGCCUUAGCAUGGAAUCCACCUGCCUGCCCAGCGGUUCGCGGCUCAUCCCGCAGUUCCUCCGCUGAGCUCGGAGGAUUCGGAAGGACUUGGGAAAUGCACCUGCCGCGCGCUCCGAGGACACCGGCAGGUCCUCAGGCAGCCGAAGGAGCCCAGACGCCCGAGGAACGGUUUCUGCUCAUGUGCAAGGCACAGAUUUCGGAUGACAGGGCGGGUGAGUCUCUUUAGAGUUGGAAAAAAAGGGCAAGAUCUUGGUUUCACCUCGGUCGAGGGACAGGGAACUCCUCAGUUGCCUUCCCACUUUCCUCACCUCUCCCACGCCGCGUGCGACCCAGCCUAGCACUGAUCCCACUUCACAGAUGCUGUGGGUUCCUGGGAUGCUCGCCGCUCCGCGGCAAGGCAGCAGGCUAGUGGUCUAACCGCCAGGGCGACGUUGGCGGCGGCGGCGGCGGCGGCGGCAACAGCAAAGCCCAGAGCAGGAGAAUUUGAAAAGAGACAUCCGUUCCCUCUCUCAAGCUGAGGGGGGAGGCUUCGCAUUUCCCCAAAGGAGAAAGAUCUACAAGAAAUCAUGAAGUAAAAACUUUGGAAGGCUGCCACUGGAGAUGUUGCACAAAAAUCGGGCAUCUUUUAGGAGCCUCCUCGCAGUCCUUGGUGGUUUGGGGAGCAGCUGAUACAGCAAGAAGGGCUUUUGCAAGGAUUCAAGUUUGGAGCCCUGGAGGAGCAGCACGGAGUGGGAGAGCGUGGCGAGAGAAUGAAGACACUAACCGCCUGGGAGAAGCAUGAGGUGGCAGCGCAGCUCUCAGUUUAGAGGGCUUUGGCCGGAGGCCGCCCCAUGGGCAGUCCUGCUAGCACUUGGCGUACCCGGGUGGGUGCUGGCUGCCUCGGCUACCGUGGCCGCUGUGGUCCCGGAACAGCAUGCCUCCUCGGCUGCCCAGGCUCCCCUGGACUGGCUGCUCACAGACCGAGGCCCCUUCCACCGAGCCCAGGAGUAUGCUGAUUUUAUGGAGCGUUACCGGCAGGGGUUCACCACCAGGUACAGGAUCUACAGGGAGUUUGCCCGAUGGAAAGUGAACAACUUGGCCCUAGAAAGGAAAGACUUCUUCAGUUUGCCCCUGCCUCUCGCCCCAGAGUUUGUCCGCAACAUCCGCCUCCUCGGAAGGAGACCCAACCUGCAACAGGUUACUGAAAACCUCAUCAAAAAGUACGGCACCCAUUUCUUACUUUCUGCCACUCUCGGAGGGGAAGAGUCCCUGACCAUUUUUGUGGACAAGAGGAAACUGAGCAGAAAAUCAGAAACAUCAGGAGGUGUCCCUGUGGUUGGGGGCAGUGGGAACAGCUCUGCUGUGUCCCUGGAAACCCUGCACCAGCUGGCGGCUUCCUACUUCAUUGACAGAGAAAGCACACUGCGCAGACUGCACCAUAUCCAGAUAGCCACAGGGGCUAUUAAGGUCACAGAGACCAGGACUGGUCCACUGGGCUGCAGCAACUAUGACAACCUGGAUUCAGUCAGCUCUGUCCUGGUUCAGAGUCCAGAGAACAAAGUACAGUUACUGGGCCUGCAGGUGCUGCUUCCUGAACACCUGCGUGAGCGGUUUGUGGCGGCAGCACUUAGCUACAUCACUUGCAGCUCUGAGGGUGAACUUGUCUGCAGGGAGAAUGACUGCUGGUGCAAGUGCAGCCCCACUUUCCCAGAAUGCAACUGUCCUGAUGCUGACAUUCAGUCCAUGGAAGACAGCCUGCUGCAGAUUCAAGACUCCUGGGCCACUCACAACAGGCAGUUUGAAGAGUCAGAAGAAUUCCAGGCCCUGCUGAAGAGGCUGCCCAGUGACCGAUUCCUGAACUCCACAGCCAUCUCCCAGUACUGGCUCAUGGACACUAAUGUCCAGCACCGCUACCAACAGCUGGGAGCCAGCCUGAAAGUCCUGUUAAAGAAGAUGCACCGGAUUGUCCGCCGCCUCUUCAAUCUCUGCAAGCGCUGCCAUCGGCAGCCCCGUUUCCGCCUGCCCAAGGAGAGGUCCCUGUCUUUCUGGUGGAACCGAAUCCAAUCCCUUCUCUACUGUGGAGAAAGCACCCUCCCCGGGACCUUCCUGGAACAGAGCCACAGCUGCACCUGUCCCUAUGACCAAUCUUCCUGCCAGGGCCCCAUCCCAUGUGCCUUGGGUGAAGGGUCUGCGUGCGCCCACUGUGCUUCAGACAAUAGUACUCGCUGCGGGAGCUGCAACCCUGGCUAUGUGCUGGCCCAAGGACUGUGCCGUCCCGAGGUAGCUGAGUCCCUGGAGAACUUCCUGGGACUGGAGACAGACCUGCAGGACUUAGAGCUGAAGUACCUGCUGCAGAAGCGAGACAGCCGCAUUGAGGUCCACUCCAUCUUCAUCAGCAACGACAUGCGCCUCGGCAGCUGGUUUGACCCUUCCUGGAGGAAGCGGAUGCUGCUGACUCUGAAGAGCAACAAAUACAAGCCCGGGCUGGUGCAUGUCAUGUUAGCCUUGUCCCUGCAGAUCUGUCUCACUAAGAACAGCACCCUGGAGCCUGUCAUGGCCAUCUACGUCAACCCCUUCGGGGGCAGCCACUCCGAGAGCUGGUUCAUGCCUGUCAAUGAGGGCAACUUUCCUGACUGGGAAAGGACUAACGUGGAUGCAGCUGCCCAGUGCCAAAACUGGACAAUCACAUUGGGAAACAGGUGGAAGACUUUCUUUGAAACAGUCCAUGUUUACCUAAGGAGCCGAAUCAAGUCCCUGGAUGACAGCUCCAACGAGACAAUCUACUAUGAGCCCCUGGAGAUGACGGAUCCCUCCAAGAACUUGGGCUACAUGAAAAUCAACACCUUGCAGGUCUUUGGCUACAGCCUGCCCUUUGAUCCGGAUGCUAUCCGAGACCUAAUUCUCCAGCUAGAUUACCCAUAUACGCAAGGUUCCCAGGACUCUGCCCUCUUACAACUCAUUGAGCUCAGAGACCGGGUCAAUCAACUCUCUCCACCUGGCAAAGUCCGACUGGACCUUUUCUCCUGCUUGCUCCGGCAUAGGCUCAAGCUGGCCAACAACGAGGUGGGCAGGAUCCAAUCCUCCCUGAGAGCUUUCAAUUCCAAGCUGCCAAAUCCUGUCGAAUAUGAGACAGGCAAACUCUGUAGCUAAUGGGGGAACUACCCCAGCACUGGUCAGAGAGUUGAUCCACACAUUCAGGGUGCAAAGAUAAUCCGAGCCCUCACCUCAGUGCCAACAGGGUGCUUUUAUGGGACUUUCAGCACCUGGGAGAUGGGAGCUCAAGGCUUGAACUGAAGCAGGCGAGAGACAAUGAAACAGCCACCGCACACGUGCACAAGUGCAUACAACACCCCCUCCCCGCCCCGACUCACAAGGAGGCCACAGCUCAGCAGCCUCGGGUCUGUAAAGUUGGUGCUCUCUAAAACAAAUGCAUUUGAAGAAGAGCCAAGGAAGAGAUAAAAAGAACCAGCUAAACCAUACAAGAAACGAAGUGAAAAUGCUUCAAGGUGAUUUUUGUCAUCCAAGACAGCAAGAGGGGACAAGAGUGGGAGGGGCGGGAGACCUCCCCUCUGUGGAGUCACUUUUGUAUUCUUUUUAACCAGAUUUCUUAAAAUGUUGUUGUUCUGUGACUCCCUGCAUCGGUUCUUACUUUUUGUACACUGCCUUCCUGCACCCUGGGGGGCCAUGGGCUGAUGGCUUUCCAUGCCACUUCUUCAGAAAGUGUGUGCAGUGCUACGGCAGAGGAGCCAACACUAAGGGCAGGCCACAGCCUCCUUGCUCACUCCCUCACUUCUUCCUCCUGCCAGCUCCCUCACUUUCUUGCCCCCCCCCCAGUUUCACAGUUUUGACUUGUUCCAAGAGCCCCUCACAGUUCAUCCAGAGCCCUCUUCCCACAGCACCUGUCUGUCCAAGGAAGCAGUUUUGUCAAGUUAGAGAUGAUGUAUAUGGAAAUGUUCUUUUUUAAAAAACAACAAAACAAAAAAUAUUUAUUUUGUGAUUGUUUUUCUUGUCAACCUGCUCCAGUCAUAUGAACCUCUGAGUAAAAUUUUACUUGACUUAAUGAAUUUUAAAGACCCUUUUUAGUGGGAAAAUGAGAGAGAAAAGAGAAACAUAGUUCCUUGGAUUGAGUGAAUGUUUAUCAGUAUUAUUAUCAUCAUCAUCCUGUGUCUGAAAGGAGUAUCCACAGAUGAUGUACAUUGAUGUGGGAGGCUGGCUGAUUAGUGUAUGUAUGUGUUAAUUUGUGCCUGUGUUAACUCAGGUAUG